Molecule: messenger RNA, 1237 nt
Organism: Erythranthe guttata (spotted monkey flower)
Lineage: Eukaryota; Viridiplantae; Streptophyta; Magnoliopsida; Lamiales; Phrymaceae
Product: 28 kDa ribonucleoprotein, chloroplastic
Biological process (GO): chloroplast rRNA processing
Cellular component (GO): chloroplast thylakoid membrane
Molecular function (GO): mRNA binding
Source: RefSeq, a predicted model, not a curated record
GCCUCCUUCACUUCACACACCCUUAUCCUCAAACCUCAAACCCUUCUCCAAAACCCCUCUUCCUUCUUCUUCCUCUCAUCCCACAUUAUCUGCAUCAAGAAAACAACCUUAAAACAAUGUCUUUCUCCGCUAAAGCUGUACUAAACCCUGCUUCAAUGGCGACAAACGCCUGUUUGAUUUCAUCCCCAUCGCUCUUCACUGGUUCGAAGGUUUCGUACAAACCCAUUAAAUUCCAGGCUGCUUCUUCUUGCAAGAACAUUUCCUCUUUGUCGCUCCAUUCUUUCUUCUCUCUUACGAGAAAAUUGCGGCUGUCUGUUGUGUCGGCUCAAGAAGAAGGGAACAACCCAGUGAUUCUUGAAGAGAAAGAAGAGGAAGAGGUUGAGGGUGGGUUCAAAUGGGGUGCGAACGUCGUCGGCGAGGCGGCGGGUGAAGGCUACGCGCAGCCGCCGGAGGGAGCCAAGGUGUACGUCGGUAACUUGCCGUACGAUGUUGAUAGUGAGAAAUUGGCUCAGUUGUUUGAGCCGGCUGGUGUUGUUGAGAUUGCUGAGGUUAUUUACAGUAGAGACACUGAGCAGAGUCGAGGGUUUGGUUUCGUAACAAUGAGCACCGAAGAAGAGGCGGAGAAGGCAGUGGAGAUGUUCAGCCGUUUUGAUAUGGGAGGGAGGCUGUUAACAGUUAACAUCGCAGCUCCAAAAGGAUCAAGAAUCGAACGACCUCCACCUUCGUUCGAACCUACUCACAAGAUAUACGUAGGUAACCUUUCAUGGAAUGUGGACGACUCGAGCCUCGAGGAGCUAUUCAGUCAGCACGGUAAAGUUGUGAGUGCUAGGGUUAUCUCCGACAGAGAAACCGGAAGGUCCCGUGGUUUCGGCUUUGUAGUAAUGUCGAGCGCCUCCGAAAUGAACGAUGCCAUUGCCAACCUUGAUGGAGAGAGUUUGGAUGGGAGGGCGAUCAAAGUGAAUGCUGCAAGUGAAGACAGACCGAGGCGCAGCAGAUUUUGAUUCGAUUACAAUUUAAAAAGCAAGUGUUUUUUUUUUUGGUUCCGGUUUUAGUUUUUGUACUGUCGAAUAGUUAAGAAUUUUGGCAAAGACAUUGGGAGUUGAUAUGCUGAAGCAUCGUCGUGAAAUUUUGAUGCAUUUUUGUUGCACAAUUGCGUAAUUGUUUCUUACUGCAGUUUUUGUUACGAAUCUUUUGCUUCGUUUGUCGUCGGGUUAUGCAGUAAUAUUCGUUUAGUUUA